Messenger RNA from Patella vulgata (common limpet), 3760 nucleotides. Its product is annotated as polycystic kidney disease protein 1-like 2. The coding region runs from base 86 to 2653 and encodes 855 amino acids. Gene Ontology annotation, biological process: detection of mechanical stimulus. The transcript has 6 exons. Gene Ontology annotation, molecular function: calcium ion binding; calcium channel activity. The record is from RefSeq and is a predicted model, not a curated record. Gene Ontology annotation, cellular component: membrane. Lineage: Eukaryota; Metazoa; Mollusca; Gastropoda; Patellidae.
UAACAAGUGGUUGUCCAUUGAGGAAGGGAUCAUAGAUAGAGUCCUGCCAGCCUGUGGUGCCGAGAAUAUCCGUGGUUUCAAGAGAAUGUUUAUGGAACAUGCCACGAGCCAAAUAACAGAUGAACACAUUUGGUUGUCUGUUUUAUUCCGACCAGUAAAAAGUAACUUCACCCGCGUUCAGCGUGUUGGCUGUUGUAUUACAUUGCUGUUUUUGUGCAUGAUUUCAAACGCCAUGUUUUUUGAAACCGGAGACAACAAGGACAGACAGAGGGCCUCGUCGAUUGAGCUGGGACCAAUCAAAUUUAAUCCGAGCCAGGUGUACAUAUCUUUAGUCUGCUCCGUUUUAACCGCAAUUCCUGUUUACGUCAUAAUGAUGUUGUUUCGGAAGUCGAAGCAAAAACCAUGGGAAAGGAAGAAGAAAAAGAUUCCCCAUUGGUUACCGAACUUUAUGCGAGAGAAACUGGAAUUCAGUCAGAAAUUGGAAGAUAUUUUGGUCAUAUCUGAUAAUAUUGCGAUAAAGGACGCCAUUUUACCGACCUGGUGUGUCUACAUUGGUUGGUUUCUGGUUUUUGUGGCCUCGUUUUUAGCGUGUUUCUUCAUAAUAUUGUACAGUAUGGAAUGGGGUAAAGAUCUAUCAGAAGAAUGGCUGACCACAUUCUUUCUUUCAUUCAUAGAAUCCUUGAUGUUUGUUGAUCCUUUUAAGGUUUUGUUUCUAGCUGUUAUAGCCGGGAUAUUGUUAAAAACACUUAAAAUAAAUCGACCAACUAAGUACGAUCUGAAGGAAAUUACAGACAUGACUACAAAACAUGGAAAAAUUAAAAUAGAAAGACGACAAACAUCAUCUUAUCAGCCAACACAAGAUCAAGAUUUCAAACAUAUUAAAGCACAGAAACUUCGAGAUAACCAGAUGAAGAAUGUGAUAAAGGAGUUAAUAUUGAAUAUCUUGUUCUUGUUCCUGUUGUCGUGUAUAUUGUAUAGUAAUCGUGAUACUCAGUCGUAUAAUCUACAUACAUAUAUACAAGAUAACUUCCUGGAUCCACCUAAACCAUAUCGUAUGUAUGACAAGGUUAUUCAAUCAAGUCAUUACUUUGAAUGGAUGAAUAAAACAGCACUGCCGGCAUUGUUUCCUGAAACAGACUAUAGGGGAAUUCGGAUGACAGCAACACAACGUCGGUUCUCUUACAACAGUGCCAAUCUGAAGGUGGGGCCGCCUAGAUUAAGACAAGUCAGAGCCAGAAUCGGUAAUUGUAGUUAUCCAUAUAUUGGUCAUACCACGUGUAUACCUGCCUACGAAGUCAUGGGGGAAGAUACGGGUAAUUAUUGCCCUACCUGGAAACCACAACCAUGUUCUGAUGCAGAAGAAAGUACCUUGACCAUCGAUGCCUGGAAGUUCACAUCGGCUACCAGUAUCUGGGGAGCUCCAAUAGCUGGCUUGUUAACUCUAUAUGGCGGUGGAGGAUAUAUUGCUAACUUAGACGUCAACAAGAUUGUCUCAACAGAAUCGUUAAAUGAGAUUUUUAAGAAUCGCUGGAUUGAUAGACAAACGCGAGCCGUCUUCUUUGAGUUCACCCUCUACAAUAUAGACAUAAACAUGUUCGUCUACGUCAGCAUCUUGACGGAGUUCCCCGAAACAGGCGGAGUGGUCACUUAUGAAAACAUUUUCCCCUUCCGACCAUCGCAACACGAAGGAACACUUGGCAAGUUUAUUCUAGUUUGUGAGAUCGUCACGAUGGUAUACAUCGCCGUCAGUGUAAUCCUGAUGGGUAUAAGGUUCGCCAAGCAGAAGUGGUUGUUCUUCUCCAAGUUCUGGAACAUAGUGGAAUUCAUAAUGGUUGGUGUUUCACUGGUUGCCAUGGUUUUCUAUAUUCUACGCAUCCAAUACACAAGUCAGGCUUUAGCAGCCUUUGAGGAAAAUGACCGGGAAUUUGUCAAUUUUUACCAUGUUGUGAUUUGGGACUAUGCCUUCGUUUAUGUUUUAGGUGUGCUAGUAACCAUAGCAACGCUGCGUUUAUUGAAGGCAAUGGCGUACACAGACAUAACGUUCAAGGUAUUCAGUGUACUGGGACAGACCAUUAAGGUUUUCCCGGGCUUUGCCACAUUCAUUGGCAUCAACCUCUUAAGUUUCUCCUCGGCUGGAUAUUUCCUUUUUGGCCGCACUGGAGAUCCAUACAAGUCGGUGAUCACGUGCAUGGAAACUAUGUUUGUAGGGCUGAUGGGAGAUCCGACGUUCAAGACGACUGGAGCGGAAGUAGCAAUGAGUCACAUGGAAACUAUAUAUUUUAGUUUAUUUGUUAUCGGGGUAACGAUUCUACUUACCAAUCUGUUUCUGGCCAUUUUAAUGGACGUGAUGAACAGGUCUAUCGAAGAUCCGCCAUCUAAACAGGAAGUUGAUAUGAAUGUGUUCUCCUACAUGUGGCAGUCAAUGACACGCGUCAUUACAGGAAAACAACCAGAUUACACCUAUCGCUACAAGGAAGAAAAUGACGUUACAAGAGAAGACGAUCAACAAAUGACAUACGUCACAGAAUAUAAGGACCCAUCUAAGCUUUCUAUGUCUCUGUUAAAUAUCAAACAGUUUGAAACUAAACGUCCAUUCGACCAGAAAAUGAGCAUCUAUGAAAAAUUAUCAUCUCUCAAUGGUACGAUCGAAUAAUAUGAAAAUUGAGUAAUAUUUUUAUUUUUAAUUACUUUGGGGUUUUUAAAUAUGAUAUUUGGCUGUUUAGAUUUCUUUGGGUUUUUUUUAAAUAUGAUAUUUGGGUGUUUGGAUUUUAAAGAUAGGUUCCCAGAAAAGUAUUUAUCGGGUGGUUAUUUCCAUUAAAAGUAUGGCAAUUUUGGUAUAUAUUGAAAGUAGAGAUAUCCAAUCUUACUAGAAAAAUACUGGAUUCCCUGACAAACAUCCAUGGAGGUAUACAGGACAAAAAUGUCAGGGUUCCCCUAAUAGACAGCCCGCGGAGAUUGAGCGCUUGAUGUACAAGUUGAUAAACUUUAUGAAGAAUUAGACGUACAAUACUUUCUGAGAUAAAAAUCACGGAAAAGGACACGGGCAGUGGAUAAUCCGAGAAUUUAAGUAGGAUUCGAUAUUUGUAAUAAAAAGUCAGCGAUUAAAGACAACAUCGUCUUGUGUAUACAAUGAAUUCUCCUCCGACUUCGCACCCGUAAGUCACGUGACACAAACAUGACCUCUUUUGAUCGAUUUUUUUAUAGCAAGGGUAUUCCUUGACAAUUACAAUAUUUUGAGAAGGAUUUGAAGCAGAUUUAUGAUAAAUUAAUUAGUUUGAUAUGUUUUUAGGCCAAAUAUAUCAUCAAAUCACCCUUUUUUGUACACGGGAAUGUAUCUUUAAAGAAAAUCUAUGCUUUUUGCUUGCUGCUUCUUCAAUUUGUGAAUUAUUUUUACAAUCUGUUUAAGGCGAAUGUUAUUUAAAUAAUACUGCUGUAGAUAAGGCGCACUGGAAACUCACAAUGUUAAUGUUAUGUUAACAAAGCAACGUUACUGAUCAAUUUACAAGAUUUUGGGUGAAUGGAAAUCUUUUACAACACGGAAUCAGUAGAUAAGACGCACCGAAUUCUCACAAUUGAAUUGUCUGAGCUAGCUAUUAGUUAUGUUAUUACAUACGACGCACUGAAGUCUGAGAAUAUUAAUGUAAUGUAUCGAAGGGAAAUAAAAAGGGUGUUUAAGGUCUCGCUGUUCUGCUCAUGCUGGGCUAAUGAAGCAUGGUAUACGCCAUUCAGUUUGCUGGGGGGGGGGGGGGGGCAACGUCGC